AUGACUAACGCCGGACGUGUCCUGGCCAAGGGCCUCGGCAUCGACGUCGACGCCCGAUACCGCAACGAGCCCAGAGAGGCCGUCCAGUCUGCCGCUGCCUCCUUCAACUCCGUGGAGCAGUAUGAGGAGGAAGAGCCGACCGUCAAAGAAUUCCUCUAUGCCCAUCGGCCUACGGUCCCGGGCACCAUCGCCUAUGUCAAAUCUCUGUUCCCAUUCUGGUCGUGGAUCUUCCACUACAAUGUCACAUGGCUUCUGGGAGACAUUAUUGCAGGUGUCACUGUCGGUUUCGUGGUCAUUCCCCAGGGUAUGGCUUAUGCACUUCUGGCCCAAUUGAGCCCCGAAUAUGGCCUGUACACAUCAUUCGUCGGUUUCCUGCUGUACUGGGCCUUUGCGACCUCCAAGGACAUCACCAUCGGCACCGUCGCUGUCAUGUCUCAGCUGGUCGGCAACAUCGUGCUGCGUGUACGUGACACCCACCCUCAGUAUGAAGCACCCCAGAUUGCCCAGGCUUUGGCUGUUAUUUCGGGUGCUGUGCUUCUCGGUAUCGGCUUGGUGCGGCUUGGCUGGAUCGUUGAGUUUAUCCCACUCGUUGCCAUCACCUCCUUCAUGACCGGUGCCGCCAUCUCCAUCGCCGCCGGCCAGGUCCCCGCCCUCCUCGGUAUUUCCGGAGUCAACACCCGUGGUGCGACUUACAUGGUCAUCAUCGACACCCUCAAGGCGCUGCCUAGGGCCAAGCUCGAUGCCGCGAUGGGUCUUACAGCUCUGUUCCUGUUGUAUGCGAUCCGUUUCUUCUGCAACUUCAUGUCGGAGCGCCAGCCUAGCAAGAAGAAGUUCUGGUUCUUCAUGUCGACUCUGCGCAUGGCCUUUGUCAUCCUGCUUUACGUGCUCAUCAGCUGGCUCGUCAACCGCCACGUCAACUGGGACGCCAAGAAGGCCAAGUUCAAGAUUCUUGGCAAGGUUCCCAGCGGUUUCCAGCACGCCGGAGCCCCCAACAUCGACACCGAGCUUCUGUCGGCCGUCGCCCCCGACUUGCCCGUCACCAUCAUUGUGCUCAUCAUCGAGCACAUUGCCAUCUCCAAGUCUUUCGGCCGAAUAAACAACUACGUUAUCAACCCCUCGCAGGAGCUGGUCGCCGUCGGCUUCACCAACCUCUUUGGACCUUUCCUCGGCGCCUACCCUGCCACUGGUUCUUUCUCCCGAACGGCUAUCAAGUCCAAGGCCGGUGUCCGUACUCCCUUGGCCGGUAUCUUCACGGCCGUCAUCGUCCUCCUGGCCCUGUACGCCCUGACUUCCGUCUUCUUCUACAUCCCCAUGGCCAGUCUUGCGGGUCUGAUUAUCCACGCUGUCGGUGAUCUCAUCACUCCUCCCAAGGUCGUCUACCAAUUCUGGGAAGUUUCGCCCCUCGAGGUCUUCAUCUUCUUCGGAGGUGUCAUCCUCACCAUCUUCACUGAUAUCGAGAAGGGUAUCUACCUGACCAUGUGCGCCUCCGCUGCGCUUCUGCUCGUCCGCCUUGCCAAGGCCAAGGGUCACUUCCUCGGCCGCGUCAAGGUCUACCGUGCGACCAAGGACACUGCCGGAAAGGGCGUUCCCUUCAACGACCAGGGCGAGGCCAUUGACUUGCCGGCCCGCGAGGCCUACGUCCCCCUCAAGAAGGACGAUGCCUCGAACCCCAUCAUCGACGUCCAGAGCCCCCACCCCGGUGUCUUCGUCUACCGCUUCGGUGAGGGCUUCAACUACACCAACCAGGCUCACUACAUGGACGGUUUGGUUGCCUAUGUUAUGAAGCACGCCCGUCGUACUAUCCUCGACCGGUAUGAGAAGCUUGGUGACCGUCCUUGGAAUGACCCCGGCCCGCGCCGUGGCGCCAAGAUCGACAUGGCAGACAACCGCCCCAUCCUCCGCGCCAUUGUCCUCGACUGUUCCGCGGUUAACAACAUCGACGUCACCUCCAUCCAAGGUCUCAUCGAUGUGCGCAACCAGCUGGACCACUACGCCGAGCCCGAGGUUGUCGAGUGGCACUUUGCCAACGUCAACAACCGCUGGACGCGCCGUGCUCUCGCUGCUGCAGGCUUCGGUUUCCCUUCAGUCAAGGAUGAGACGAUUGGCCGGUGGAAGCCCAUUUUCAGCUUCGCUCCCGUGGACUCUGGAUCCAACCAGGCGCCGCACAUCACUUCUCAACGCAGCCGCGACGAGGAGGAACAACAACACGACGACACCAUCUCACCAAGCAAGCACAUUGGCGAUGGCGCUGUGCCGGUGGCGGGACGCGGUGACGGCAAGCUUGCGGCCAUUCAAGGUAUGAACAGGCCGUUCUUCCACAUCGACGUUGCUGCGGCGGUGGAGAGCGCCAUCCUGAACGCGGAGCAAAAGAGCGAGGCGUCGCCAACGACUUCUAUCCUCAAGAGCGGUUAG
Molecule: messenger RNA, 2412 nt
Organism: Colletotrichum truncatum
Lineage: Eukaryota; Fungi; Ascomycota; Sordariomycetes; Glomerellales; Glomerellaceae
Product: sulfate permease
Biological process (GO): transmembrane transport
Cellular component (GO): plasma membrane
Molecular function (GO): secondary active sulfate transmembrane transporter activity
Source: RefSeq, a predicted model, not a curated record